UUUGGGAUUGCAAUUGUCCUGGUUCUUAAAGUGGGGUUCAGAGAUCCCCAAGGGCCCAUCAGGCAUAGCCAGUUGCUCUGUGAUUUUCUUUAUUCAUUUUCUUUCUUUCUUUCUUAUUUUUGUUGCACUGUUGGAAAUCACAAUCUACCAUUAAAUAAGUUUUUAUAUAAAGUUAUUAUAUUUAUUAUUGACCUGAGGACCUCUUACAGCUAUUAGUGACUACUAAUUACAAAUUUACAAAUUACUAAUGUACUAAUUAAUAUUUACUACUAAUUACCAGUAACUAUCACUAAUUUACAUUGUCACUUGAAUUGAAUGAGUUUAAUAACUGCAAAACAAUUAGGUCUAUAAAUGAUGUCAACUUGAUUUUAACUAUAGUUUCAAUAAAAAGCAUGUAUUUUUUUCAUGUGUGAGCAUAACAUUCAGUAGUAGUAGUAAAAAAAAACUAUUAAGGAGACUUGAAUAGUUUAGAAUUGAAUAUAAUUGAACAGUUGGAUUAUGUUUAUAAAAUAAAUCUAUACUCCAGGAAUUUUUGCAAAAGCUAAUGGGAUCCCUGACUGGAGAAAAAGGAGAAAGAGAGAGAGAGAGAGAGACAUAGCCUGCUAUAGGCCACUAUAGAGUGCAAAAGCUUCAGUUUGUUAUCAAUUUAUAUCAUCAACUUGCUAUGAAAAUAGAAAACAAAAUAAAUUACAUACUAGUCUAAAUUCCAGUCAUACUGGAACAUGUCCACUAUCCAUCCUGUAGCUGUAAACUUUCCAGUCCUCGCAAAGCAUUCUGGGUAAAGCGUCCUACGCCCAAAAUGGCGGCACGAUUGAAAAGUUUGCUGCUGUUUUUGUUCUAGUUUGAAGUUUAGUUUAUUUUUGUUACUUUGUCUGCUUUAGUUACACAAGUACCUGCCCUGAAGUGAAGAAAGAAGAGAAAGUUUUCUUCUAAUAUUGCCACAAAUAAGUGAUAGAGCUGCGGUUUUAUUCCUGCUUGUAGAGUUUCCGAGCGGGGAUCACUGCUCACAUUAACCUUCCUGGGACACAGAGAGAGACACCACUGCUUACUGGAGCAGCGCGAUUUUCAAGCUCCGCUAGUCUCCUCUAUCCAAUUAAACAUGAAUAGCACUUGUACAUAGAGAUGGGGGAUGAUGAAAAGAAAAUUAAAAAGCCAGGUAUCGUGUCCCCGUUUAAGCGUGUGUUUCUGAAGGGCGAGAAAGGGAGAGAUAAGAAAGCUCAGGAGAAGUGCACUGAACGACGGGCUCUUCACACCUUUGCACUCUCUGUCCCCGACCACCGUAUCGACCCAGACAUCCUGCUCAACGAUUACAUCGAGAAAGAGGUCAAGUAUCUGGGGCAGCUGACCUCAGUCCCAGGAUACCUUAAUCCCUCCAGUCGCACUGAGGUUUUGCAGCUGAUUGACAAAGCCAGGAAGUCUCACCAGCUGGCAGGUCAGCUGACAUCGGAACAAGAUGCCGUGGUCAGCCUGUCUGCGUACAACAUCAAGCUGGUGUGGCGUGAUGGAGAGGACAUCAUCCUGAGAGUACCCAUCCAUGACAUCGCUGCCGUUUCCUACAUUCGAGAUGACUCCCUGCACCUGGUGAUUUUGAAGACAGCCCAAGAGCCUGGAGGCUCACCUUGUCCCAGCACAUGUCCGGAGCUGUCGAAGUCACCUACUCUGAGCUCUUUAUCUGAGAGUGGAGCUAUGGAUGUCUGCUGCCUGCUCGUGCUGGCCGUCGAGAACAAGGCAGCAGCAGAGGAGCUCUGUCUGCUCCUCAGUCAGGUCUUCCAGAUAGUCUACACAGAAUCUACUAUCGACUUCCUGGACAGGACUAUCGACUUUCUUGACGGAGCUACAACGCCCACUCGGCACCUCUCCCUCUACAGCGACGACUCCUCAAGCAAGGAUGUUAAAGAGCCAUUUGAAGGAGGCCCAGGCACAUUCUUGUUUCAGAGCUCAUUAGAGGCGGCAGGACAUUCUCCAUGUUCAUCGCCAUCAUCCACACCAGCAUCGCCACAGGACAAAACAGCCAGCGAGAGUGAACUAAGCACAACAGCAGCAGAAUUACUCCAGGACUACAUGACAACGUUAAGAACAAAAUUGUCCUCUCAGGAGAUUCAGCAGUUUGCCACACACUUGCACGAGUACAGAAAUGGUGCCUCCAUCCACGAGUUCUGUAUCAACCUGAGACAGCUCUACGGAGACAGCAGGAAGUUCCUCCUACUCGGCCUUAGGCCCUUCAUCCCAGAGAAGGACAGUCAGCACUUUGAGAACUUCCUUGAAACCAUUGGCGUGAAGGAUGGCCGCGGCAUCAUUACCGACAGCUUUGGCCGCUACAGACGCACAGCCAGUUCAGCUUCUGACUCGACCACCAAUGGCAAUGGGGCAGCAGGAGGGUCAGAUGAAGGAACAGUGUCCUCUGAGGGUGACGAGUGGGACCGCAUGAUAUCAGACAUCAGCAAUGACAUUGAGGCGUUAGGGUGCAGUAUGGACCAGGACGGUGUGUCACCCUGACAGCAAUCCUUUCUCAGUGUGCUUUAGCCAAUCACCACUUGAUAUACUGACUGUUACAUAGUUCACUGGUCCAUGUCACUUUGUCAAAUGAUGCUGGAAUGUCAAUACUAUGCCACCUCAGUUUAAUCCUGGCUCUUAUGUAUUGCUGUGACCACAUUUCAGUCAUUCACCUGGAUGAUGGUGCUUUUUGAGACACUUGAAGUGCAUGCAGACCUUCUGUAACUGUGCGUGGCACAGAUGAUGCUUUCAUGAGAGUUUAUUGGCAGUAUCUGCUAUCGGUCAUGACACAGUAGCUUUUUAGGCUGAUCUGCGACCAGCGUUUAGGUUUCUUUUAUGAAGGCGUUAGAUUGAAACUCCAUUUUAAAUCUCAAGCGUUCACAUUUAAGAUUAAUGCAAAAAUUUUGCGAUACCAUUGGCGUCAAGCGGGGAUACCGGGACUGAUGAGACGCAAAACGAAGUGGAAUAGCUAUAUUUUUAUGAAGCACAUUUGAAAUGAUUCAUGUUAGUGGAUUGUGAGGUAAGUCAUAUGCAUGGAUUUCACAGGGAAAUCAAGGCAGUCAUUCGGGUACCUUCAGUAUCAAAUGCAGAUUCUUGAAAAGACAGUUCUUUUUUACAGCAUGAGCAAGGGGAUUAGAAAAGAUCAGGGUUUCCGGGGAGGUGUUUUUACUUGCCAAUAUUAGCAGCAGUUUGACAGCUGAUUCUCAACUGCUAGGUUUAUUUUAAGAUUAGUAAACCGAGUGUCUGCCUGAACUGGUAAGUAGAGCCAAGGUGUGUUCUCGGACACAUUUUGAGUUUCACUUAACAGUUGUAUGGAUCAGUGGUUUCCUGUGUAUUGUCACUUAUGACAGUUUUUCUUUUCCAGUUUAGCUUAACUUCCGAUCCAUCAAGUGUGUUUAUUUCUCUCUUUGUAUUAACUGUUUGAUGUGUUAUUCUUAUUUGUAUUGCAUAACUUUUAAACACAUUUUACUAUUACGUUUUUACAACUAGUGCCGGUUGUAAUUACCCCAUGAUUUGCAAUGCACCAGGUAGAGAAGGUAGCUCUAUAUAUUUGUUGGUUUGGGCUGACAACUUUGGAGUCUUUAGAUAUUUGACAAAGCCAGUUAGCUGGCUGAUGGUGUUCAGUGUUUUGUUACACUGCAGAGCAAAUAUGUCUUGUUAUACAGUAUGUUGUAGCCUUCUAUGAGUUUUUGGUAGCCUGACAUUGUGCCUUGCAGAACAACUGCUUAUUUUAUCAUCCAACAGGGAUGUAAGAAUCAUUCUGUAAUCUGUUCAGAUUGUGACCAAGGAGUUGUAUUAAAUAUUAAGUUUAG
Ictalurus furcatus (blue catfish) is the source of this 3806-nucleotide messenger RNA. It is a transcript of the gene ccm2, whose product is annotated as CCM2 scaffold protein. Lineage: Eukaryota; Metazoa; Chordata; Actinopteri; Siluriformes; Ictaluridae. The transcript is spliced from 10 exons. Bases 1123 to 2496 code for a protein of 457 amino acids. Gene Ontology annotation, biological process: heart development; vasculogenesis. The record is from RefSeq and is a predicted model, not a curated record.